Molecule: messenger RNA, 1041 nt
Organism: Diorhabda sublineata
Lineage: Eukaryota; Metazoa; Arthropoda; Insecta; Coleoptera; Chrysomelidae
Product: peroxisomal membrane protein 2
Exons: 4
Coding region: 339-899 (186 amino acids)
Cellular component (GO): membrane; cytoplasm
Source: RefSeq, a predicted model, not a curated record
AUCGCGUUUGUCAAACAGCUGAUUACGAUAGUGACAAUAAAUGAUAACUGCGAAUUGAAUUCAUAUCUUUGAAAUUUCCUAAACAAUUAUUGCAAAUUAAUUUCAAUAAUGGAAUAGACAAACCAUAUACGAUUAUCUAUUAAAAAUACUUGUACACUUUCAAUAUCAAUAAGAAAAAAUUAUCUCACUAGAAACUUAUGUUUAAAUCUGAUAAGGUUGUAAAGGAUGCAAACGUAAUCUCCGUUAUAAUAAGUUAACCUUUGGCUUCGUUUUACUUUCAAUGAUACGACGAGUAUAGUUUUCUAUUUUUUUGCUACAAAAGUGAAUUACCCUAUAAAAUGGUUUUGUCAAAGCCAAUUCUAAAUGCUUUAAGUUUUUAUUUUGGACAGUUAUUUGAGCAUCCCUUGAGAACAAAAGCCAUUACCUGUUCGGUAAUAGCCACUGCAGGUAAUUAUGCUUCUCAAAAGCUAUCAGGAGACAAGACAUUAAACCAUCACAGCUUAUUAGCCUAUGGCUUAUAUGGAUUAAUUUUUGGUGGAACAAUUCCUCACUACUUUUAUAAUAUCCUAGAACGAACUAUAUCUGAAGAAGCUUCCUUUGCUGUAAUUAAAAAACUUCUAAUAGAGAGACUGGUCUAUUCUCCCUUGUAUCAAGCUUUCACAUUAUAUGUUUUAGCCAGAUUAGAAGGAAAAGAUCAUAAAACAGCAAUGCAUCAAUUACAGGACUUGUAUUGGUUGGUUCUUAGCAGUAGUUGGAAAUAUUUAACAAUUAUUCAUUUGAUAAAUCUCAGCUUUGUGCCACCUGUGAUGAGAGUGUUUAUCACGAAUAUAAUGGGAUUUUUCUGGACAAUAUAUCUAGCAAAUAAAAGAAGACAACAACAAAUGAAAAGCAAAAAAUGAAAAGAUAUAAAAAUCUUGUUGAUGUUCUUAUGGGUUUUUGGUUAUAUUUGUACUAUUUUGUUUCUUAAUUUUCCAAUUUUAUACUAAGUGUACCUAGGGUAAUAAAAAGCUACUUAUUGAUUUUGUAUUUUCAUAUUUUUCG